AUGGCUUUCUCUAACUGGGUGCACAACACCAACCUGCGGGUUGCCCGCAGUCCCGUGGGGAAAUGGUUUCGUCUAGAGGGCUGUGGCCAUCCUAGGGAGAGGAAGGGUAGCUACUUCUUCACUGAAAUCCGCGCCGGCCUCGCCACCUUUUUCGCCAUGGCAUACAUCAUCUCUGUCAACAGCAAUAUCACAUCUAUAUCGGGUGGAACCUGUGUCUGCCCCGAGGAAGACAUGGGUGACUUCUGUGCAACCAAUGUCGACUACGCUAUGUGCACACAAGAAAUCAACCGCGAUAUCGUCACCGCCACCGCCGCCAUCGCAGCUCUCUCGACUUUCUGCAUGGGUUUCUUCGCCAAUCUGCCUAUCGCGCUUGCACCUGGAAUGGGACUCAACGCGUAUUUCACCUACACUGUUGUUGGGGCCCGCGGUUCCGGUAUGGUCUCAUACUCGACUGCUCUGACGGCUGUCUUCGUGGAAGGAUGGGUAUUCUUGGGCUUGACCCUUUGCGGUAUGCGACAGUGGCUGGCCCGUGCGUUGCCAAAGUCUAUCAAACUUGCAACUGGUGUCGGUAUCGGUCUUUAUCUCGCAUUGAUCGGUCUGACUUACAGUGCUGGUAUUGGAUUGGUUCAGGGUGGCGUUGACACUCCCAUCGAGUUGGCUGGAUGUGUGAGCUUCAACCCAGAAACUGGCUUGUGUGAUAGCAGCGAUAAAAUGCGCAGUCCUACUAUGUGGAUUGGCAUCUUCUGUGGCGGCAUCCUGACGGCUUUGCUCAUGAUGUACCGUAUCAAGGGUGCUGUUAUCAUUGGCAUUUUGCUGGUCUCGAUCAUUUCGUGGCCUAGGACAACUUCUCUUACGUAUUUCCCUUAUACGGACCUCGGAUCUAGCAAGUUUGAUUUCUUCAAGCAAGUUGUUACUUUCCAUCCUAUCAAGCAUACUCUGCUCGCUCAGGAUUGGAGCUUGGCUGGCAAGGGCAGCCAAUUUGGACUGGCUUUCAUCACAUUUUUGUAUGUCGAUAUUCUGGAUACCACAGGCACAAUGUACUCCAUGGCCCGAUUCGCCGGCGCCAUCAACGAGGAGACCCAGGACUUCGAAGGCAGCGCCAUGGCCUACAUGGUCGACGCAAUUUCCAUCUCGAUUGGAUCUCUUCUCGCAUUCGUCGAGUCCGGUGCCGGCAUUUCCGAAGGCGGUAAAACCGGCCUCACAUCAUGUGUCACCGGCAUUGCAUUCUUUAUUGCGGUAUUCUUCGCCCCGAUUUUCGCUUCAAUUCCUCCUUGGGCUACGGGUUGCACGCUCGUGAUUGUCGGUGCCAUGAUGGCCAAGGCUGCCGCCGAUAUCAACUGGCGGUACUACGGUGAUGCGAUCCCCGCAUUCCUCACCAUCGCCAUUAUGCCUUUCACAUACAGUAUCGCCUACGGCCUGAUCGCCGGUAUCACCAGCUACAUCACCCUCAAUGGCUUUACCUGGUGCUUGGAGAAGAUCACCGGUGGUCGCAUCGUCCCGCCUAACAAGGAUGAGUCUGAGCCUUGGUCUUGGAAGCUCCAGGGCGGUUUCCUCCCACCAUGGGUCAACCGUGCUGCUCAUGGAAAGAGGCAGUUCUGGAAACCCGAUGAGGAAUAUGCGGAGGAGCGGGUUGCAACUGGUGAGGCUGUGUCUUUCUCUUCCGGGUCGGAGGAACGUGUGGCUCUUGAGAAAGGUCAUGAGCCUACCGCUGCCCCACUGAAGUCGGAGUAA
Molecule: messenger RNA, 1731 nt
Organism: Penicillium concentricum
Lineage: Eukaryota; Fungi; Ascomycota; Eurotiomycetes; Eurotiales; Aspergillaceae
Product: NCS2 family permease
Exons: 4
Coding region: 1-1731 (576 amino acids)
Biological process (GO): transmembrane transport
Cellular component (GO): plasma membrane
Molecular function (GO): purine nucleobase transmembrane transporter activity
Source: RefSeq, a predicted model, not a curated record